Eucalyptus grandis is the source of this 804-nucleotide messenger RNA. RefSeq names its product protein ACCELERATED CELL DEATH 6-like. The transcript is spliced from 3 exons. Gene Ontology annotation, cellular component: plasma membrane. Bases 1 to 804 code for a protein of 267 amino acids. Gene Ontology annotation, molecular function: protein phosphatase 1 binding; protein phosphatase regulator activity. NCBI's taxonomy places the organism in Eukaryota, Viridiplantae, Streptophyta, Magnoliopsida, Myrtales, Myrtaceae. The record is from RefSeq and is a predicted model, not a curated record.
AUGAAAAACAAAAAGAGCGAGAAUAUUCUUCAUGCUACAGCCAAGGGUGGGGAUAACAACACUGUCCAAUGCAUACUCAAGGAAUGCGGUGAGCCCGUCUUCAAGAAGCUGGCGAAUUUGAAAGAUAUCAGUGGAAACACACCCCUUCAUUUGGCAUCGAUGAACAACCAUUGCCAAGUUAUGCUCUCUUUGGUGAGGAACCAAAGAAGUGACGUCAAGCUUCUGAACAAUGACAAAAUGACCGCCCUGGAUGUGGCCAUGAAUCCCGAAAGCUGGUCAUCGCCGUUACUAGCACGUGCAAUUUUAUUUAAAGCUGGUGUCCGUAUAAGGCAGUGGCCACUCGUGGCCACAGUCACGUUCACUGCCGGCUUCACCUUGCCUGGUGGAUAUAAUGCUUCCGGUGAUCCACACCCAGGAACAGCAGUCAUUCUGCACAACCCUGUGUUUCAGGUUUUUGUAAUUUCGGACAUGUUAGCCAUGCAUUGUUCCAUCCUUGGGGCCGUAAGCCUCCUCUGGGCUCACAGCAGUGAUCCCAACGUAGCAGAAGAAAGUUACCUCUUACGAGCGCUACUAUUGUUGAUGGCUCUCUCCUUCACGACGGUGGCAUUUUGUGCAGCCGUAACGGUAGCAGUGAGCAAACUUAUAUGGCUCACGACCCUUGUUGUGUACCUGACAUGCGUUUACCUCCCAAUAUGCGUACUGGCUUUAGCAGCCUUUAUAUUCCCACAAUCCCCACCUGCUAAGCUUCUAUUUUUCAUUUAUUAUCUAGCUAUGACCAACCAGGAUCACCAGUCCGGCGAUUAG